AUGAGGCCUUAUACUGUGCAGGGUGAGGUGGAAGACGUUGGUCAGACACUCCCGGCUGGAACAUAGAACACAUCUCAUGACACCACAUGACUGCACACAGCAGCGGCAGCGGCACACUGUGUCAUCUCCUCAGCAGUUUAUCCUCAGAUCACUUUUUAUUUUCUCAGACGACGAAAAUAUUUUCUGUUUUGUCACUUGGUAAACUGCUGAUGGAAAGUUCUCGGGAGUUCAUAGAUAAAGAGACCGGCACCUCAAAGUCACCCUUUGUGUACAACCCUGUGAAGGAGCCCCAAUACUUCUCACAGCUGAGGGUUUGUUACAAUUGUAUCCAAUCCUCUAUGAGCUAACACUUCAGCAGCACAGCUUUCUUCUGGCCUGCACUGAAAGUGACAAUGUAUCAGUCUGGAGUCUAUAUUGAUUUGUCUAGAUUGGAUUCAAUUGUAGCAAAGCCUCAGCUAUGAAAAGCUACAUACACACACACACACACACAUAUCAAAAAUGCUUGGGUGCUCAGGACCCUUUAAGUCAUCCUGGGACUUAUGGUUCCACCGCUGACGACCCAUAUUUUUACCCUAGUUCUGCACUCUUGACAUGAGCUGAAUACAGGAUGUAAAGUCACGGGUGUGACUGUGUUGUUUCCCAUCCCCUCCUUUAUUUGGGAGGUCCAGAUUCGCAGGCCCUGUCACCCCUCCAGGGGCGGUACCUUACCCGGCCACUUACCAACUGCGUGCGUCACUGGGACAAUUGCUAUAGGUAACAAGUCCCUUAUCAAUGCACCUCUAAAGAGAGGGAGUGAACAAGGAAAAUAACCUGCACUAGGUCAGACUUCCAGACAGACAGGUUGGGCGAGAUUCCGUCAGCUGCACUGGGCCAGAUUAGACAGCCUGAAAAACUGUCCGUAAGCUAACAGGCAUUCAUAAGGAGAGAGACACUCUGCGAAAGCAGGAGCCCCGUGAGAAGAGAGCGGCCAAAAAUACUGCAAAAAAUAAUGUAACCUCCAUUCCCAGUGAUACCAGAAGAUCUCUAAUGACUGCAUCUUACAAUGGAGGAUGAACCCCAAACUGCCACGCUUGAGGUUGAUGAAGUCUCAGAGUGUGUGAUCUGCUUCACGUCAUAUGACACUCUCUUUCAUCUUCCCAAGGUCCUCUCCUGCGGCCAUGUCUUCUGCUUGGAAUGUCUGUCUAGAAUCACAGUGGGAUCAACAGAGCCACAAUCUCUUCCUUGCCCAAUAUGUCGGGUGCCAACCUCAGUUCCACCAAAGAAGGGUCCUCCUGCACUGUCUACCGACAAAGACUUGCUAAGAAGUCUCAGCACUUCAAUAACUUGCCCAGCCCCCUCCUUGAGAUUUAGCCGAAAAAAGGGCCGUUUGUAUGUGCCCCAAAAUAACAAUCUCAACAUUAGCUCUGUCAGCCUGAGUGUAGACCUCGGGCGCCCACCACCGGACCCACAUUCUGCUCGAGGACUGUGCCAACUGAUGAGAUCAGGAGGUUGUGUCUUCUACGGCUCAAUUGUUUUAAUUGUGGUCCUAACGGUGGCCUUGAUCCUGGCUGGAGUCUAUAUUUUCUACCUACUUCCUUGGCGUUACAAUAAUGCUUUAGGCUCACAGCCUGGUGGCUUCAACGAAACCUACACUCCAAAUGUCACAACCGACAUCCGACCAUAGCAAGUUUAAUACAAUGACCUAUCGAAAGCCUCGAGCCUUCACUAAUGAGUACAUUUUCUGUUGAUCAGAGGUAUAUGACUCUUCUCCAUGGACUUUGAGAACAAAACUUGCGCUCUUCAUGGUUUCACAAUAUGGGAGGAGGUGCAACAUUUUUGAAAAAAGGAAUGCUGGCUAUUUUAUGUGGAGUCUUCUUCACACCUCAGGUCUGUUGAUGUAUCACCAGAGAUGAUCUCUUCCUUCUUGCACUGUUGAUUAAUUUCAAAAUCCUAUAAUUAGUAAAUGAUUAUAUAAAACGUUUCAGGCAUUCCAUUGUGUUGUAAGGACUGAACAGUACUGUAACCAGGCCAGGUAUAAGCCAUAGCGCUCCCUGCUCUGAGACAGGCUCUCUUAAAUUAACCUCCUCCUUGAUGAAGAAUUACUGCUUUAAAUUAUGUCCAACAUGGAUUUAUUUAGGAUCUAAAUCUGAAUACUAAUUACAGGCUUUGGAACCUCCUUGUGGAGCAUGAAGAACUGUUGCCAUUAUAGAGUUGGCUUUUGGUGAAAACCAUUUGUAGUGAUAUGACGCUUGUAUGACUUGCUGCUAGGACCAUCAUGAUCUAGAAUUGUCUGGGGAUUACCAUUGUUCCAUGCAAGUUGCAGCAAAUACAAACUUAAGAGGAAAGGAGGCCCCGUUCUGGUUUAUAUGAUGGGACACAAGGGCA
Molecule: messenger RNA, 2364 nt
Organism: Bufo bufo (common toad)
Lineage: Eukaryota; Metazoa; Chordata; Amphibia; Anura; Bufonidae
Product: RING finger protein 225-like
Exons: 2
Coding region: 1043-1663 (206 amino acids)
Biological process (GO): protein ubiquitination
Molecular function (GO): ubiquitin protein ligase activity
Source: RefSeq, a predicted model, not a curated record